This is a messenger RNA of Chelonia mydas (Green sea turtle), 2758 nucleotides long. RefSeq names its product forkhead box C1 (gene FOXC1). Gene Ontology annotation, molecular function: DNA-binding transcription factor activity, RNA polymerase II-specific; RNA polymerase II cis-regulatory region sequence-specific DNA binding. Gene Ontology annotation, biological process: anatomical structure morphogenesis; cell differentiation; regulation of transcription by RNA polymerase II. The coding region runs from base 546 to 2159 and encodes 537 amino acids. NCBI's taxonomy places the organism in Eukaryota, Metazoa, Chordata, Testudines, Cheloniidae. The transcript has a single exon. The record is from RefSeq and is a predicted model, not a curated record.
CCGCCGCCGGAGGAGGAAAAAAAACAGUAAGUGCGUAAAAAAGUCCUCGCCUUGGUGACGGAUGCUCAAAAGUUCAGAAGUUUUUCCAAUGCUUCCCAAAGCUGCCCGCGACCGAAAAAGAGACUGAAAAAAAAAAAAGAACCACCCCCCAAAAGAGUUGACAUCGGGAGACCGGGAAGGUGGAUAUUUGUAAAUUCCCCUUAGAAAGAAACCACCACUUUUGUCCCCUCCUGGGCAGAGACAACGUGUUGCCGAUCCCGGUGGAGCCAGGCGCUGGGCGUGUGGGAGCCGCUCGGCCCAGGGCGUUUAUUUUGGCAUUGGAAGUGGCUUUCUCCGCGGCAAGCACUGGUGUGGAGUGCGGGGCUUUUGCGGGUGCCUUUUACAGGCCGAAGAAGAGGCGGCUUCCCCCCCCCCUCCGCUUGUGUGCGAGGCCGGGGGGUGACUGAUCGCCGGCAGGACCUCGGUCUGGAGGGGCCGGGGGGGGGAGGGAGGGAGGGAAAGUUGUUUGGUCCGGCGGGGAGGGUGCGGGAACCUGACGGGAGGACAUGCAGGCUCGCUACUCGGUGUCCAGUCCCAACUCCCUGGGAGUCGUGCCUUACCUCGGCGGGGAGCAGAGCUAUUACCGGGCCGCUGCGGGAGGGGGCUACACCGCCAUGCCGGCCCCGAUGAGCAUGUAUUCGCACCCGGCCCACGAGCAGUACCCGGCCGGCAUGGCCAGAGCCUACGGACCCUACACCCCGCAGCCGCAGCCCAAGGAUAUGGUGAAGCCCCCCUACAGCUACAUCGCCCUCAUCACCAUGGCCAUCCAGAACGCGCCGGACAAGAAGAUCACCCUGAACGGGAUCUACCAGUUCAUCAUGGAGCGCUUCCCCUUCUACCGGGACAACAAGCAGGGCUGGCAGAACAGCAUCCGCCACAACCUCUCGCUCAACGAGUGCUUCGUCAAGGUGCCCCGGGACGACAAGAAGCCCGGCAAGGGCAGCUACUGGACGCUGGACCCGGACUCCUACAACAUGUUCGAGAACGGCAGCUUCCUGCGGCGGAGGCGGCGCUUCAAGAAGAAAGACGCCGUCAAGGACAAGGAGGAGAAGGACCGGCUGCACCUCAAGGAGCAGCCCCAGCCCCGGCAGCACCCGCAGGCCGAGCAGGAGAGCGGCGGGGCCGGGGGCGCGGCGGGGAGCGGGGCCGGCUCGCAGCCGCCGCCGCCGGUCCGCAUCCAGGACAUUAAGACCGAGAACGGCACCGCCUCUCCCCCGCAGGCCGUCUCGCCUCCCGGCGGGGGAGCAGCGGCCCUCAGCAGCGCCGUGCCCAAGAUCGAGAGCCCGGACAGCAGCAGCAGCCUGUCCAGCGGCAGCAGCCCCCACAGCAGCCUCCCCUCCAGCCGCUCGCUCAGCCUGGAGGCGCCCGACCCCCAGCACCAGCCGCAGCAGCCGCACCACAGCCAAGGCUUCAGCGUGGACAACAUCAUGACCUCCCUGCGGGGCUCGCCCCAGGGCGCCACCGAGCUCAGCUCCAGCCUCCUCGCCGCCUCCUCCGCCUCCUCCUCCUCGGCCGCCUCGUCCCGGACCGGCGUCCCCCCCUCGGUGGCCCUCGGCAGCUACUCCCCGGGCCAGAGCUCCCUCUACAGCUCGCCCUGCAGCCAGGGCGCCAACCCGGGCAGCGGGGCCGCGGGCGGGGGCACCUACCACUGCAACAUGCAAGCCAUGAGCCUGUACGCCGCGGCCGCCGCCGCUGGGGGAGGCGAGCGGGCCGGCCACCUGGCCAGCAGCGGGGCCAGCCCGGUGGAAGACCCCCUGCCCGACUACGCCAUGCCCAGCAACAGCAGCGCCUCCUCGCUGGGCCACGGCAGCUUGAGCACGGCGGCCGGCCACCAGGAGGGGCACCACGCGCACCCCGCCGCGCACCAAGGCCGCCUGGCCUCCUGGUACCUAAACCAAGCCACGGCGGCGGGAGACCUGGGCCACUUGGCCAGCGCCGCCGGCUACCCCGCCCCGCAGCAGAACUUCCACGCGGUGCGGGAGAUGUUCGAGUCCCAGCGGCUGGGCUUGAACAACUCGCCGGUGAACGGGAACAGCAGCAGCUGUCAGAUGGCCUUUCCCUCCGGCCAGUCUCUCUACCGCACCUCAGGGGCUUUCGUGUACGACUGCAGCAAGUUCUGACCAACACCAGGCCCGGCGGACAGCCCCCCCGAACAAUACAGAGAAAAGGCCAAACUUCAAGCAAGGACUAGAUCUUGUCUUUAACAAACCAAGCCGCCUCCUGCAAGCAGCGAGCACCCGAGCGAACUCUCACAUAGUUUGUACAGAGACAGCCCCCCCAAAAAUAAAAAUAAGUCAUGCCUUGGUUUGUUAAAAGGACAGUGUUACUCCAAAUAACACGUAAGUUUUUUUAUUGCUUUUGAGAAAUACUCCCCCCCACCCACUCCCCCCAUCUCAUAAGGUAUUAUUAUUAUGCCCUGUGUUUAAAAGAGGACAAAAUAUGCAGUAUAGAUUACAAGCUUCCCCCGCCCCCCAAGGACUUGUUUUAAAAUGUAAAUUGCGAUAUAGUAAUUUAUUUUUAAUGUGUAGUUGGAUGUUGUGGACCAAACGCCAGAAAGUGUUUUCCCCCCGAAAACGGACAUUAAAAGUGCCUGAAACGUUGAUUUUUUUUCAUUAUAUAUAAAAAGGGAAACUGUAUUAAUCUUAUUCUAUCGAUUUUUUUCCUGAAAAUAUUCUGAGGUAUUGCAUUGUUUGUUUAUUAAUAAAUUACCAUUCAAUUG